AUGGCUUCUCCGUUUGGAAGUGUCAUACCUUCUAAUGGGUUCAAUAUCUUUUUAAGCUCAUCUAAUAAUGGUGAUACAAAUGCCAAAAAAUACAACCAAAAUGGUGAUUCAAACCGUCGAAAACAUGGCAAGACCGUUGGAAUUAGUCCACCAAAGGGGAGAAACUUCAAUUCCAGUGGAUUCAAAUUAAAUAAAUCAAAUGCUUUCAACAAGAGUGAUUCGAAUGCUUUCAAUAAAGCUGAUUCAAAUAUUAAACCAAAGAAAAAGGUAAUGCCUAGGAGUAAUCAGAAUCAAGAUUUAAUGAUAGGUUCAGUAGCUGCAAAUCCUGAGUCAAUGGGUUUUAAGCGAAUUAAAUAUAAGCCUAGAGAAGUCCCAAGGUUCUUAAUUGGACAACAGCCCCAAUUCACCUCAAGAAAUUUUGCUCAAGACCCUUGGGAUAAAGCAAAUCAAAAGAAGAUGUCUCAAUUGGAAAACUCAAUUGAUGAUUUAACUGAAUUAUAUGAAACACUGAAAAAGAUGAGAGAUUUCGAACGUAAAAUUAUGGAAAACAAAGGGCUAGUAGAUAAAGCUGACUUUGCAAAAGAUUUAACAGAAGCUAUCAUUUUUCAAGGUACUUGUCAGGAUAUGUGUCCAAUUUUUGAAAGAGCUAGAAGAAAUGUGGAAUAUACAGUUUAUUCUUAUGAAAAAGAUGAUCCAAAUAGUAAAAAAGCGUCAGUAAAUAAAGCUUUGAAAGUUUUUGCAAGACCUGCCGCUGCCGCUGCUCCACCUUUACCUUCUGAUGUGAGACCUCCACAUGUUCUUGUCAAGACAUUAGAUUAUAUUGUGGAUAACUUAUUGAAUACUUUGCCAGAUAGCGAAGGGUUUUUGUGGGAUAGAAUGAGAUCCAUUAGGCAAGAUUUUACUUUCCAAAAUUAUUCAGGUCCUGAAGCAGUUGAUUGUAAUGAACGUAUCGUAAGAAUUCACUUAUUAAUUAUUCAUGUGAUGGCAAAGUCAGGAAUAAAGUAUUCAUUACAGCAAGAAUUGGAACAAUUACAUAAAUCAUUAAUUACAUUAUCAGAAAUUUAUGAUGAUGUAAGAGCUCAUGGAGGACAUUCACCAAAUGAAGCUGAGUUUAGAGCAUACUCAUUGUUAAGUAAAAUAAGAGAUCCUGAAUAUGAUAAGAAUAUUCAAGAAUUGCCCGAUGAUAUUUUCAGUAAUGAGUUAGUUCAAUUAGCCUUAUGUUUUAGAAAAAUAAUAUCAAAUUCAGGUUUUUCAGAAAGAGGUUACAUCAGAACCCCGAAUUGUUUGAAUUUUUAUACCAGAUUCUUUCAAUUGAUGUCAUCAGGAAAAGUACCAUUCUUGAUGAACUCAUUUUUAGAGAUUUAUGUCAACGAAAUUAGAUUUUAUGCAUUUAAAGCUUUGUCACAUUCUCUAAAUAAGAAACACAAACCGAUUCCAUUUUCUUAUCUAAAAGAGAAUCUGUUAUUCAAUGAUGAUAAUGAGAUCAACGAAUUCUGUGAAUAUUACUCUAUAGAUAUUGUACCAGAAGGUGUAGAGAUAAAAACCAUGUCUCAUUAUUCCCACAAGUUGGCGGAAACGCAGCCAUUCAGACAAAGUUAUUUACGAUAUGUGGAAAAUCAGUUAUCUGAAAAAGCAUAUCCAGAAUUCAUUAAUUGUGGAAGGCCAAAUGUUAAUACCCUCCCAGAAUCAUUCGAGGAAACUACAAAAUCAAAAGAUAUAAACAUUCCACAAGAAAAAGUCAGUGAGAUUAAUAUCGUUACAACUGAAUUGGACGAAAAAAGAAAUGACUCUGCAGAAAGCUUCAAAAAUAACUUCAAUUCAACUUCAUCUCUGGAAAAAAGCUUUUCUCCUCAGAUAUUUGAACAACCCCCCAAAACUAUUUCUCAUUCAUUCAACAUACCUGCAAAAAUUGCGAACAAUGUACCGUUGACGAAUGAAGUUAAAACUCCAACAAGCAAUAUUUUUAAUUCCAUAGGGAAACCUAAGAAUAAUAAUGAUAGUAUCUCAUUUCUGAAUAGAAACAAAAAAGACGAUUUGAAUUCUAUAGAAAUAAAGAAAACGAAUUCUCCAGUGACCAAUUUUCCUUCCAAAGAAGAAAAUGUUCUCAAGUCUACAGUUUCUAUUCCAGAAAUCCCUAAAACAACUAAUCUCUUUAAAGGAAUUGGAAAAGUGGAAACUCAAAAGAAACCUGAAACACAGCCAAUUUUUAAGGGACCAGAAAUUAAUAAUGUAGAUUUGUCAAAGCCGAAGGCAAUUGGAGCUCAAACGUUUAACAUGCCACCAAAAGCAGCUGGCUCCGAUAUAAUUGUUAAGCAAACAAUACCACAACCAACUCAGAAGGUAGAAUCGUCGAUGAACGCUUUUGACCAAAAUUAUGUUACUGAAGAAACUCUAAGGAAAAAAAGAAACCAAUUCAUUGAUAAGUUGGCCAAUGAGUUGUAUUAUGCAUUUCUGCAUGAACGUGUAUUUAUAACUUUCAAUGAAUCUAAAGCGGAUAUUCAACAUAGUUCAUGGUUGAAGAAAAGAUUCUUUCAGCAUUGGAAGUUUUUAUCUAUUAAAAAAAGAAAACAAAAAGAACAAAUGAAAAAAUCAAGACAAGAAUAUAAAAAGGUGAAAAACAGCUGGGUGCAC
Vanderwaltozyma polyspora DSM 70294 is the source of this 2631-nucleotide messenger RNA. It is a transcript of the gene SAC3, whose product is annotated as Sac3p. The transcript has a single exon. NCBI's taxonomy places the organism in Eukaryota, Fungi, Ascomycota, Saccharomycetes, Saccharomycetales, Saccharomycetaceae. Gene Ontology annotation, biological process: mRNA export from nucleus. Gene Ontology annotation, cellular component: nucleus; transcription export complex 2; cytoplasm. The annotation marks the transcript as partial. The record is from RefSeq and is a predicted model, not a curated record.